Molecule: messenger RNA, 1461 nt
Organism: Tachyglossus aculeatus (Australian echidna)
Lineage: Eukaryota; Metazoa; Chordata; Mammalia; Monotremata; Tachyglossidae
Product: probable E3 ubiquitin-protein ligase TRIML1
Exons: 6
Coding region: 1-1404 (467 amino acids)
Molecular function (GO): zinc ion binding; protein binding
Source: RefSeq, a predicted model, not a curated record
AUGGCAGUGCCCGCAGAGGUGGCCAGAGAGCUCCAGCAGGAGCUGACCUGCUCCGUGUGCAUGGAGUUCUACACCGACCCGGUGACGGUGGGCUGCGGGCACAGCUUCUGCCGCCUGUGCCUCGCCAGGUGCCGGAAGACGCUGUGCCCGGAAUGUCGCGGGCCCCUGGAGGAGGGGGAGCUGCGGCCUAACCGACGCCUGGGGAAGCUAUCAGAGAUCGGUAGACGGCUCGGCCCCCAGCUGCUGCAGAGCGCCGAGCCCAAGCCCAUGUGCCCGAGGCACCAGAAGCCCCUGAAGCUCUUCUGCCAGGAGGACGAGAGCUCGAUCUGUGUGGCGUGCUACCAGGACCCCGAACAUGAUCAGCAUAGCGUCUGGCCCCUAGACGAAGUGGUCGACUCCUACAGGGAGAAGUUCCAGCAGAUUCUCAAACAACUGUGGAAAGAGAUGGAGGAAGUUCAAGCAGUGCUGGGCCAGGAGAGGCAGAAAUCCAAGAGGCGGAAGGUGGAGGUCCAGAGCUGGAGGCAGAGCCUGGAGUCUGAGUUUGCAAAGAUGCACCAAUUCCUGGAGGAGGAGCUGGAGCAGAGGCUGCGGAGGCUGCAGGAAGUCGAGGCGAAGAACGCAUGGAUACUCUCGAGGAAUGAGGAGCGUCUGGCCAAGCAGAGCCUCGCGCUGUGGGCCGCCAUCACCGACUUGGAGGGCCGGUGUCAGCACGAGGCCUCCGAACUGCUGCAGGAUGUGAAAGGAACGCUAAGAAGAGCUCUGUCGAAGCUGCAGCAGAAGCCAGAAGCCGCGUCCUUGCAGCUGUGUGCCUUCUGCCUCCCGGGCAUGAGGGAGAUUCUCAGCAGAUACGAAGUGGCUGUGACCAUGGACCCUUCCACAGCCAGCCUAUGGAUUGCAGUUUCAGAAGACCUGAAGAGUGUGAGGUUUGCAGAGCGCCAGCAGGAUGCGGUGGACUUGGAAGGCCGAUUCACCAACUGCGCUAGUGUGCUGGGUGCCGAGCGCUUCUCUGAGGGCCGACAUUAUUGGGAAGUGGAGGUGCAGCCCGGCGCCGAGUGGGAGGUGGCCGUGUGCAAGGAGUCCAUGAGCCGGGAGCGGGCCACCCCGGUGGACAAAGGGGACAUCUUCUCACUGCUGGCCGUGGACGACGAGGUCACCUACAGCAUGUGCACUGCCUUCCCCUGGAUCCAGCACCCGGGCCAUCUACGGGCCCGGCGGAUUGGGGUCUUCUUGGAUUAUGAGGCCGGGGUGGUCUCCUUCUACAACGUCACAGAUACCUGCCUCAUCUUCAGCUUCCCACCGACUCAGUUCUCUGAGCCCCUGAGGCCCCUCUUCUCGCCCAGCCUCCGGCCAGGUGGGACUUACUCUGCGCCCCUGACCAUUGUCCCAGUCAAUGGCCUUGGGUGAAGGCUGGGUGGCUCCUCUGCACCCCCCUUUCCCCUCUCCCCCCACCCCACCAGCUCU